AUUUGAUGUAACAUCCUGUGGAGGAUCGCGGCGGCAGACGAACCCGAUGCCCUGCAGAUGGUGCCUUUGCUCGCCAGCCUCGCAUUCGACCGGCAGCGAGCGCGCAGGACGCAUCUCACAGUAGCCUACAGCAGAAGCGCAAAAGACAUACGCGCGGUCCACUGCUGUCAUUACACAUACAUUUAUCUCCGUUAUCCUGUCUUCUCUCUCACAGGACUGCUCUCUCCGGUAAAGCGGGACCUCGGGCGAUUUAUUUCAAGUCGCUGUCAUUGUAUAAGAAGAAACCGCGCGUGGAAACGAGCCGGUGCGCUUUGAGGUCUGCGGAGGGGCAUACCGUAUUCAGCGGCAAUUCAGCUGUGUGGAUGCGCUUCUUUUGCCCUUGGAUUUGAUUUUUUUGCACAUUAUUGUUGUUCUGUCCACAAUGGGGUUUCUUUUGCUGCUGGUUUUGUGCGCUCUUACCGGGCCGGUGUUCGGGGACAGUAAACCCAAGAUAUGUACGGAACUCAGGCAGUUCUAUAGCAGCAAGGGGUUCAGUCCAAACGGAGUUCCGGCAACCGAAUUGUCCGGUGAGCACCUGCGGGUUUGCCCUCAAAGUUACACCUGCUGCACAACUGGGAUGGAGGAGAAUCUUCUGAACCUGAGCAGACGCGAGUUUGAGACUCAGGUCAAAGAGUCUGGACGCACUUUACAGGCAUCCAUCAGCGGCCAGUACAAAAGCUUUGAUGAUUAUUUCUUGCAGCUGUUAAAUCGUUCUGAAGCAUCUCUCCAAAGCUCCUUCCAGACCGGGUUUGGACCUCUCUUCUCGCAGGUGGCAAAGGUGUUUCAAGAUCUGUACUCGGACCUACGGAGGUACUACAGAGGGACCAAAGUCAAUCUGGAGGAGGCGCUGAACGAAUUCUGGGCCCAUCUGCUAGAACGGCUCUUUAAAGCUUUAAACCCUCAGUACAGCAUCGGAGAAGAAUAUCUGGAGUGUGUAGCCAAGCAGUCGGAAACUCUGAAGCCCUUUGGAGACACACCCAAGGAGCUCAAGAUCAAAGUCAUGCGUACAGUUAUUGCUGCCAGGACCUUCUUGCAGGGACUGGUGAUCAGCGGUGAAGCACUACGGAAGGUUUCGCAGGUUUCUCUGAGCACUGAAUGUGUGCGCUCUGUAAUGAAGAUGACGUACUGUCCUCACUGUAACGGCGUGGCCUUUGCUAAGCCCUGUUCAAACUACUGUAAGAACGUCAUGAAAGGCUGCCUCGCCAAUCAAGCGGAUCUGGACUCUGAGUGGAGGAACCUGGCAGAUACUAUGCUGCAGGUGGUUGACAAAAUGAGCAGACCUUACAGCGCGGACUCUGUGAUUCUGUCUUUGCCCAAGCGUGUCGCUGAAGCUAUUCUCUACAUGCAAGACAACCUCAACACAUUCAACAACAAGGUGUUUCAGGCGUGUGGUUCUCCUGUCCUGAGCUCCACUCCUGAGGAUCAGAUCAAGAGAGGUAGAAACGCAGCAGAGGAAGUCAGCAGCACGCCGGGAUUCCAGCUGGAGAAACUGUUAUCCGACAUGUCUAGAAUGUUGAGGGACGUGAUGCAGUACUGGAUCCUUUUGCCCAGCAAACUCUGUGCGGAUCGUGAAUCUGGACCCAGUGAGGUGGACACAUGUUGGAAUGGGAUAAGUGUUAACAGGUAUCUGCCAGAGGUGAUGGGGGACGGGUUGGCUAAUCAGAUAAAUAAUCCCGAGGUGGAGAUCGACAUCACCAAACCAGAUAUGACCGUACGCCAACAGAUCAUGCAGUUGAAGAUUGUGAUCAACCGUCUGAAGUACGCCAUUAACGGAAAUGAUGUGGACUUCCAGGACGCUAGUGAUGAUAUCAGCGGCUCUGGAAGUGGAAUGUGCCCAGAGGACCAGUGUCCCCACAAUCCACGCCUCGCCGCCCCCAACACGGACAGACCAAAAGUCUACGCCUAUCCGUCGGAGAACAAGAAAGUGGCCAAUGGAAGAAGCAGCCAGAACCUUCCUUGCAUCAGCCUCUACCUUCUCUCACUGGUCACAGUCUUGCUUAGGCGAUAAUUGACAGGCAGUCCCAUCGACUAGGACUGUGUGUAGGACUGGGUUUGGACUGUGGAGGGGUGGGGUUAGUCACAUUGCCAAAACAAACAUGCAAACAUCAGAGGAAACCGGCGAAUGCGUUUUUUGUCUUGAAUAAGAACACCAUGGAAUAUUCUUAGAUCUGUGUACUUUUUGUUGUCUCUUAUUUGAAAAAUGACAUCCCUAGAGCUGGUCUUCUGCUUGCCUUUAUGUGUGUGGUGGAAAGGUCUUUGAGAAUGCUCCGUAAAUAACUGUAUCAAUAGCUAUGAAUAUCCGCUUUCAAAUGAUUAUCCACCCCAACAAACAAAAUGUCUCUGUUAUCCUAGUUCAAACAGAUUAUUUUACACUAUAUUUAUUUACUAAUUAAACCCUGAUGUUUGUAGAACAAAACCAAGGUUAAAAAACAAAUCCCAGGCCCUUCGAGCUUGAGAACGUCCUUCAACGAUUUUGUGAAUUGAUCCCAGAGCACAAAACAUCUGAACCACCUUUUCGUCUUUGUUUUGAAGCUUUAAUAAUAAUAAUGAAAACAACCUCUACCGAAAGACCUCUUUCUUUCUCAUUUAUUGUACAAGUUUCCACACUUAACUUUGCGAAGUGUUUUUAGGGGCCGUCUUAAAAAACAUGUAUUUACUCUGGAUGUAAAUAAACAUACUAACACAGUCACAUUUACAGUAUAUCUUUGAGGAACAGUACUCGAGCAAUAUUUGAGACGUAGUGAUGAUGCACCAGCAAUGAGAAAGAGAUGCUCGUGUUUUCAUGAACUUAUUCACAGCGAGGCUGCGAUGCAUGUGAAAAGUUCUUGGUCUUCAAAAGCUGCAGAAUGAAAGACUGGACAUUGUCAAAAUGUUUUACCAGUCUGGUAGUAAUCCACACAGAUGGCGAAUCUAGAUACAUACUCUACACAAACUGAUAUGUGUGCUUAUGUACCUGCAUAGAGUACGUUUUAGGACAGAUCUGAGGUCAGGUAGAUCUUGACCAAGCUCCUUGACUUUGAAAUCUGAGUGGAAAAUAACA
Triplophysa rosa is the source of this 3079-nucleotide messenger RNA. It is a transcript of the gene gpc1b, whose product is annotated as glypican 1b. Lineage: Eukaryota; Metazoa; Chordata; Actinopteri; Cypriniformes; Nemacheilidae. The coding region runs from base 422 to 2047 and encodes 541 amino acids. The record is from RefSeq and is a predicted model, not a curated record. Gene Ontology annotation, cellular component: plasma membrane; synapse; extracellular region. Gene Ontology annotation, biological process: regulation of protein localization to membrane; cell migration; negative regulation of fibroblast growth factor receptor signaling pathway. Gene Ontology annotation, molecular function: fibroblast growth factor binding. The transcript has 9 exons.